AUGCCGCCCUUCACCGAGACCGACACGACCAUCUACCGCAAAGACGUUGCCUCAGGCGGCCGGGUCCUCACCCGAGCGGAGCGAGAAAAGCUGCUGAAGCCAUACCUCCCACCACCGAAGUCGACAACCGAAUCCAAUGCUCCAGACGCUCUCAUCUCCCAACAAAAGUAUGGUCGACGACGUCGAAGACGAGUACGAGUACGCCCCUUCAUCAAGACCAAAAUCCACGCCCUCCUCUUCUUCCUGAUCCAACUCGUUUUCGGCAUCUACAUCCGCCUCCGGCAAAUCUACCACGCGACACUUGACCGACUCCUCGCAAUCAGACACUACCACCACCGGACACCAGAACUGAUCCGCCGCGACGUACAGAACCUAACCCGCCUACCCGAGCAUUUGAGCGUGAUCCUGAAAUUUCACCCACAAGAAGACGGCGCACUCGAGACAUUGAUGGACGAAGUGGCCGAGCUCUGCGCCUGGUCGGCAGCCGCAGGAAUCCCACUCCUAAGCGUCUAUGAGAAAUCAGGCAUCCUAAAGACAUACGUGUCGUCCCUACAAGAACUGAUCGACCAAAAGCUCGCAUCGUACUUCGGGCCACCGCCCGCUGCACCAUUACUCACGGUUUUUGCGCCGAAUCAUCCUACGAACCUUUCGCGGUCGCCGUCACCAGCACCGCCCUCGCAUAAAACAACCCACAAUCCCCAAAACACGGCAUACAACGAAAGACAACGAUUAAAUCUUCUUCUCCUCUCUGCCACCGAUGGGAGAGACACCCUGGUCGAUCUGACGCGCACCCUGGCCGAGAUGGCUCAGGCGGGCAAGAUCGAUCCCAAGGAUAUCACGUCCAAUUUGAUCAAUGCCGAAAUCAGCGCCACCACCUCAAUUUCAAAUCUGCGCGCGCCAGAUGGGCACACGAGAGAGAUCGAUCUGGCUGAGCCCGAUCUGGUCAUCAUAUUUGGACCUUACGUCAAGUUGGAUGGUUAUCCGCCUUGGCAGAUCCGGCUUAGCGAAAUCUUCUGUGUUGGCGACUCGGGCGGUGAUGUGUCGGGCAGUAGUAGCACGAGGGUCGAGUACCAGGCUUUCUUGAGGGGUUUGUGGAAGUACGCUGGUGCGGAAAUGAGGUUCGGUAGAUGA
This is a messenger RNA of Exophiala dermatitidis NIH/UT8656, 1131 nucleotides long. RefSeq lists its product as uncharacterized. The record is from RefSeq and is a predicted model, not a curated record. Gene Ontology annotation, molecular function: ditrans,polycis-polyprenyl diphosphate synthase [(2E,6E)-farnesyl diphosphate specific] activity. The transcript has a single exon. Lineage: Eukaryota; Fungi; Ascomycota; Eurotiomycetes; Chaetothyriales; Herpotrichiellaceae. Gene Ontology annotation, cellular component: endoplasmic reticulum membrane; dehydrodolichyl diphosphate synthase complex. The coding region runs from base 1 to 1131 and encodes 376 amino acids.